UUAAGUGAAGGCUCCAAGCUUAGGACAACAUUUUUCCUCUACAGUUUCAACUACCUCGAAUAGUAUAGUCCAGCAUACGUUAUGGCCAAAAAAAAAAAAGCCAAGAAUAGAUUUUUCAAACCAAAGUUCUGACUUUUCAGUAGAAGACAUUGUUGGUGUUUCAACUCUCAAAUAUUCUUGAAGUGGUCUUUUUUCUCCCCUAAAUUUUGUUCAUUUCCAUCAAUUUCUGAAUUUGAGAUAUACCCAUGUUGACUUGUUCAAGUAGCUCUUCAUCUUCCAAUUAUGGACGCAGUUAUGAGGUUUUCCUAAGCUUUAGGGGAGAAGACACUAGAAAAACAUUUGUGGGUCAUCUUUUUAAUGCUCUUAUUGAAAAGGGUAUUCACACAUUCAUGGAUGAUAAGGAGUUAAAGAGAGGGAGGUCAAUCUCAUCUGAACUCAUGAAAGCCAUUGGAGAAUCAAAAUUUGCUGUUGUUGUCUUUUCCAAGAACUAUGCUUCCUCUACAUGGUGCUUGGAAGAACUGGUAAAGAUUCUUGAAAUCCAUGAAAAAUUUGAGCUAAUUGUUGUCCCAGUUUUCUAUGAUGUGGAUCCAUCAACUGUGAGGAAACAAAAUGGGGAGUAUGCUGUGUUUUUUACUAAAUUUGAGGCUGAAUUGGUUGAUGACAAGGACAAAGUGAUAAGGUGGAGGGAGGCACUUACUAAGGUAGCUAACAUAUCAGGGCAUGAUUUGCGCAACACUUACAAUGGGGAUGAAUCAAAAUGCAUACAACAGAUUGUGAGAGACAUAUUUGAUAAAUUUUGUUUCUCCAUCUCAAUAACUAACAGAGAUUUAGUUGGAAUAGAAUCUCAAAUUAAGAAACUAAAUUCAUUGUUGAGGAUGGACCUGAAAGGAGUUCGUCUUGUUGGGAUUUGGGGGAUGGGUGGUGUAGGAAAGACAACUGCUGCAAGAGCAUUGUUCAACAGAUACUAUCAGAAUUUUGAAGGUGCUUGUUUACUCGAAGAUGUUAAAGAAUAUCUACAACACCAUACCUUGUUGUAUUUGCAGAAGACUCUCCUUUCCAAACUGUUGAAGGUAGAAUUUGUAGAUUGUACUGAUACUGAAGAAAUGUGUGCAAUAUUAAAGAGGAGACUUUGUUCUAAGAAAGUUCUGGUUGUUCUUGAUGAUGUUAAUCAUAGCAACCAGCUGGAUAAGCUGGUUGGAGCUGAAGAUUGGUUUGGUAGUGGUAGUAGAAUUGUUAUCACAACUAGGGAUAUGAAACUGUUGAAAAACCAUGAUGUGCAUGAAACUUACGAGGUAAAGGUUUUGGAAAGAGAUGAAGCAAUUGAGCUUUUCAAUUUGCACGCAUUCAAGAGAAAGUCACCUGAAAAGGAGUUUGAGGAGCUCUUAAAUCUUGUGGUAGAUUAUACUGGAGGCCUUCCUCUAGCUCUUAAGGUGCUUGGUUCUCUGCUGUACAAGGAAGAUCUUGAUGUAUGGAUAAGUACAAUUGAUAGACUAAAAGAUACCCCUGAGGGUGAAAUUAUGGCUACACUUAAAAUAAGUUUUGAUGGAUUAAGAUAUUACGAAAAAAGUAUAUUUUUAGAUAUUGCAUGUUUCUUCAGGGGUUACAACCAAAGAGAUAUGACAGCAUUAUUUCACGCUUCUGGUUUCCACCCAGUUCUAGGAGUAAAGACCCUUGUUGAAAAAUCUCUCAUUUUUAUUUUAGAGGACAAAAUCCAAAUGCAUGAUUUGAUGCAAGAGAUGGGUAGACAAAUCGCAGUUCAAGAAUUACCUAUGAGAAGAAUAUAUCGUCCAGAGGAUGUUAAGGAUGCAUGCAUAGGAGAUAUGGGGAAAGAAGCAAUUGAAGGCUUGUUACUCACAGAGCCUGAACAGUUUGAAGAGAGUGAGUUGGAAUAUAUGUACAGCGCUGAAGCUCUCAAAAAGAUGAGGAGGCUGAGGAUACUUGUGAAACAAUAUUACAACAGGGGGUUUGAUGAGCCUGUUGCCUAUCUUCCUAACAGUCUGCUUUGGCUUGAAUGGCGUGACUAUUCUGCAGACUCAUUGCCAUCGAAUUUUGAACCAUCAAAGCUCAUAUAUCUUACUAUGAAGAGUAGUUCUAUCAUCGAACUCUGGAAUGGAGCAAAGAGGUUAGCCCUUUUGACAACUCUUGAUCUCAGUUAUUGCUACAAAUUGAUACAAACCCCAGAUUUUAAGAUGAUCGCAAAAUUGGAAAGGUUGAUCCUGAGCUUUUGUGAUGCAUUGGUGGAAGUCCAUCCAUCUGUUGGGUUUCUCAAGAAGCUUAUUUUGUUAAAUAUGGAUCAUUGCACAUCACUUGAGAGACUUCCGGAAAUUAUUCAAUCAGAAUGUCUUGAAGUUCUUGAUCUCAAUUAUUGCUUUAAUUUGAAAAGGUUCCCGGAGGUGGAAAGGAACAUAAAGCACUUGAAGAAACUCGACCUCAGUUCAACUGGGAUAAGAGAACUGCCGGCAUCAAUUGAGCAUCUCAGUUCCCUAGAAAACCUACAAUUGCAUUCCUGCAACCAACUUGUACGUCUCCCAAGUAGUAUUUGGAGAUUCAGAAAUCUAAAGAUUAGUGAAUGUGAGAAACUGGGGAGUUUACCAGAAAUUCACAGGAAUAGCAAUUGUACUCGUGAAAUCAUCUUAAAAUUAGUUUCUAUUAAGGAGCUUCCCACCUCUAUAGGAAACCUCACCUCACUAAAUUUCCUUGAAAUCUGUAAUUGCAAAACUAUUUCGAGUCUCUCGAGCAGCAUAUGGAGAUUGACAAGUCUUACAAAUCUAAAGCUGUUAGACUGCAGAAAACUUAAAAACUUGCCCGAAAUUCCAAAUGCCAUAAAUCAUUUGGCAGGACAUGGACUUCAGCUCCUUCUGACAUUGGAGCAGCCCACAAUUUAUGAACAUCUUGACUUGCUUAGGAUUAUUGAUAUGAGUUGGUGUAGUUCUAUUAGCAGUCUCCCCCACAACAUUUGGAUGUUGAAAAGUUUAAGGAUUCUGCGCAUCUCUUACUGCUCGGGACUGGAGUAUUUACCAGAAAAUUUGGGUCACUUGGAACAUUUGGAGGAAUUACUUGCAGAUGGUACUGGUAUUUUAAGACUACCAUCUUCGGUUGCACGUUUAAAUAAACUUGAGGUCUUAUCAUUCAGGAAAAAGUUUGUGAUUGGACCAAAAGUCCAAUAUUCAUCAUCAAUGCUCAAUUUACCUGAUGAUGUUUUUGGAAGUCUUGGAAGCUUAGGCUCUGUGGUGAAGUUAAAUCUUAGUGGAAAUGGUUUUUGUAAUUUGCCUGAAACGAUGAAUCAACUUUUUUGCCUUGAAUACCUUGACAUAACAUUUUGCCAGAGGCUUGAAGCAUUGCCGGAGCUUCCCCCAAGCAUCAAGGAGCUAUAUGUAGAUGAACACUUGGCCUUGAGAAGCAUGGAAGAUUUAGUAAUUAAAUGCAAGGAGUUGAAUUUAAUAGCAGUCACAAAUAUUGAGUACCAAAAUUUCUAUCGAUGGUUAGACUCAAUAUGGUCAGAUGUGUCAGAACUGCUGGAGAACAGUCAGAAGCAACAAAUGGAUGAUAUGUUGCAGCUUAUUCCCUUUUCAUAUCUUUCGACGGCUAAGCGUGAGGAAAUUCUUAAGAUUGUUAUACAUGGAACACGAAUUCCAGAAUGGUUUAGAUGGCAAGAUAGAAGUGCCGCAAAGAUGUCAGUCAAUCUUCCUGAACAUUGGUACACUGAAAAUUUCUUGGGUUUCGCUAUAUGCUGCGCCUGCUGCUUUUAUCAUUCCGCACGUAGUUACGAUAUUGAAUUUGAGGGGAGCAUGCAUCAUUACAAUUAUGAUUCCAGUUAUUGGAAAGAGUAUGAGGAACCGAGUUUUGACUUUUAUGAGAGAGAUACCAUUGAGAUUACAGCAAAACUAACUCCCCGACAUAAAGGAAUGCUGACUGAAGAGCUCAAGAAAGUCUGUUCAUUUUCCAUGAAUGUGUUACGUCGUGCUACUGCUGUCCCUAAUAUGUGCUUUGCAUUUUUGCCAUUAAACAGUCUCUGUCACAGAUCAAAUUUACAGGCAAAUAACCCAAAUGACUAUGGGAUAUUUGAAGCCUGUUUGAGACCAGGGGACUUCCGCCAUCGUGGAAAACAGUGGGGGUUUAAUUUGGUGUAUAAAGAUGAAGCUGGUGGCAGUGUUAUGUACGAAAUGCUCAUAAACAGAUAGAAGCUUGAUCUUGUCCUCAAAUUCUGUAUCUCUUUUCUGGUGACGAAAGAUAGAAAAAGAAUACAUAAGAAUGGUAGGGGAUUUACUCCGCAAGAAUGCAGGUCCUUUUUCAGUUUAAUUUUUUAUUCUAUUAUUUCAAUUUAUAGAAUUUGUGUACCUCAAAGAACUGUUAGGUUUUGAUACUUCCAUUUAGUAAAAUCUUUGAAAUACUC
Molecule: messenger RNA, 4393 nt
Organism: Nicotiana tabacum (common tobacco)
Lineage: Eukaryota; Viridiplantae; Streptophyta; Magnoliopsida; Solanales; Solanaceae
Product: disease resistance protein Roq1
Biological process (GO): signal transduction; defense response
Molecular function (GO): ADP binding
Source: RefSeq, a predicted model, not a curated record